This is a messenger RNA of Phlebotomus papatasi, 820 nucleotides long. RefSeq names its product venom allergen 3-like. The transcript has a single exon. NCBI's taxonomy places the organism in Eukaryota, Metazoa, Arthropoda, Insecta, Diptera, Psychodidae. Bases 30 to 800 code for a protein of 256 amino acids. The record is from RefSeq and is a predicted model, not a curated record.
ACAAGAAGUACUUAAACUAUUCAUUCAAUAUGAAGUUUGUCUUAUUUUUGUUGUUGGUAAUUGCAAUAAUAGUGACUUUUGCGGAAGCUAUUGAUUGGUGUCAGAUGCAGGCACAGUAUUGUAGUGGACGCGAGCAUAUUAUGUGUCAACCCAACUCUUUUCCAAUGGGUCAAAAUGUGAGGAACAUUCAAAUGGUUACAAUGACUCCGGCAAUUAUCCAGGCUGGUAUCGAUCGCCACAAUUACCAUCGAAGUAAUGUAGCUUCUGGUAGGGUCGGAGGGAUCCCAAGUGCUAGUGCCAUGCAGCAAAUGUCUUGGCAUCCGGAUUUGGCUUUGGUGGCUGCCGAACAUGCUCGUCAUGGAAAUUUCCAGCAUGAUCAGUGCCGUGGAUUUACAGAGUUUCCAAUGUCUGGACAAAAUCUUGCUAUUAGAUGGUCAUCUGCAUCUUUUACAAACUUCGCGCAAGAGUUUGUGUCCUUCGUUGACUUAUGGUACGACGAGAUGCCCAUUAUCCGAGAUAGUAGGCUUUCCUGUAUUGAUUCCUUCACGACUUCCAAUCCUAAUUGCUUAGAAGCUGGACAUUUUACUGUGAUGGUUAAUGAUAUCAAUGCAUUUCUGGGGUGCGCUCUUGUGACUUUUGAACAGCAAAUGGGAACAACUUGGUGGAAUUCAAUCAUGCUAACUUGCAAUUAUGCUGGAAAUAACAUUAUUGGACAGAGGCUCUAUGCCAGAGGAACUCCUUGUUCGGGUUGUGCUUCAGUUGGAAGGCAAUGCGAUGCUUCAACAAGUCUAUGCGUCUGAAAGGACAGUACUCACAGAUU